This is a messenger RNA of Jaminaea rosea, 969 nucleotides long. RefSeq lists its product as hypothetical. Gene Ontology annotation, molecular function: protein binding. The coding region runs from base 1 to 969 and encodes 322 amino acids. Lineage: Eukaryota; Fungi; Basidiomycota; Exobasidiomycetes; Microstromatales. The record is from RefSeq and is a predicted model, not a curated record. The transcript is spliced from 2 exons.
AUGGCCGGCAAUGAGGAAGCAUCGCCUUCUCGCGCUGCCAGCAACGGCUCAGCAUCUCCGCAGAGAGAGUCGAGCAAGCAGUCCGCCUCGCCCCGCCCAGCGCUCGCCGAGGAGCAGUCUGUGCAGGCUGCGGGCAAUGAGGAAGAAGAGGACGAUGACGAUGGAGAAGCUAUCGAGGAGCCAGGAAGCGAAGCUACACACACAGCGAGGCAAGGCUCCAGCUCCAGCGCAGCGGAAGGAUCAGGAGGCUCGCAGCCAGCCGCGUCCUUCUCACAAGGCACAGCAACAGCAAUGGCCGAGGCGUCCUCCUCCUCUGCUGCGACAGACACCAAGGGAUGGCAAGCAAUCUGGUCACCACCUCACAAUGCCUACUACUUUUGGAAUGCUCAAACGAACACAACGACUUGGACGAAUCCGCUCGCUGACCAUGCCGCCAACCCUGCUCCUGCACAAGCAUCAGCCUCUACUUCAUCAGGCCCAGGACCUAGCAACUCAGCAUAUCCAACACUCUCUGAGAGCGGAGAGGACUACCAAGCAGAGAACGAAAAUGGCGAUCCCGAGCUCGACCCGGAGCUAGCCUUCCUCGACCCGGGCCUGUACACGCGCACCGCAGCCUCGACUGGGCCCUACGUGGCUCGAGGCACAUUCGAUCGUCGUACUGGCCGAUUCGCAGGCGGCGGGGGCGGCGACCUCUCUAGUUCAGCUGCCGCAGCCGCAGCCUCCUCAUUCGCCGGCGAUGACCCCGCCACGCGCCAUUCCACCACCGCAAAAGCCCGGCGCCAAAUGUCUGCUUACUUUGACGUCGAUGAGUGGGAGCAACAGAAGGCCCAGGAGCAUGAGAAGAGACAGAUGGAGGCGCAGCAAGGGGGAGGGUCUAGGAAGAGGGGACCGACAAAAGCGGAGCUCCAACGCUUCAAGGAGCAAAAGAAGGAGAGAAAGAGGGCAAAGCUGGGAUGGCUGAAGGAGUGA